AGCAGAGAAUCAGAGUGGACAACGAGAGCUGCUUGGAGCCAAAACAAAUUCACUUUUUCAGAAAAUGUAUUCAGUGCAGGGGCGACAUUCGCAGCGGCAACGAAAGCGACAGCCAUAGCACACAUACACACACACACACCCACAAAGUAGAGACACACACACACAAACACACAUAGUUAGGGAUUUAGGAAAGUGUAGAAAGAAAAACAAGGGAAAAGUGAGUGUACAAAGUGUAAAGUGCAAAGUGCAUUUAAGAGGCGACCGCUGAGAAAGCGAAACCGACGAAGACGCGCCGUCCUCAGAGCAGCCAGAGAAAGAGACAGCUAGAGAGAGAAAGAAAGAGACAGACAGAUAGUAAGAGGGAGAGUGAGAAGGAGAGAGGACGGAGGCGCGCGCGGGGAAAAAACGGCGAAACGGAAAUGGCCAAAUUAGUGACUUACAUCUUCAUCGUUAGUUCGCUGAUACUUUGGUAUCUGCUGCUCUUUGGCGGCUCAAGAGCGGGCGUCAGCUUCGUGCUUGGCGGCGUCGAUGCCACCAAUGGCCAUGGCAGCCAGCUGGAAGGACGAGAUUUCCAUCAUCAUGGCGGCAGUCAUCACAUACGACGCAACAUUAAUCACUGCUGGCGACGCUACGAUGGCUACAACCUGCAGAACACCAUUGUCAACAAGAAGGAGCAGCUAAAGAAACCGUAUGGCAUACUGUGUAACUUCAAGUGCACUUGGUUCUUUACAAUAAACUUUCCCACUUGCGAAUACAUUCACGACUACAAGUUAUCCUGUGUUCUGUUCACUUCACUGCCGGACUGCACCAAUGUCAAGUGCACGCUCUUAAAUUACUUUAGCUAGAUGAAGCAAUCAACAUUGUCAACUAUUGUACUCAAUUUCUAUUACAAUUUCUAGCUCUUAACUUUAAGUUUAAGUUUGUUUUUUUUUUUGUCUGUGGAUGUAAUGUUUUUUUUUUUUGU
Messenger RNA from Drosophila albomicans, 964 nucleotides. RefSeq lists its product as uncharacterized. Lineage: Eukaryota; Metazoa; Arthropoda; Insecta; Diptera; Drosophilidae. Bases 420 to 845 code for a protein of 141 amino acids. The transcript is spliced from 3 exons. The record is from RefSeq and is a predicted model, not a curated record.